AUGGCCACCCCUCAAGCAUCCCCCUCUUUCGAUUGGAAAUCCCUCGGCUUCGGCAUCACUCCCGUUAACGGCCAUGCCGCCAUUACCUGGAAGGACGGUCAAUGGUCCGCACCAGCGUUCAUUACUGAUCCCUACAUGAAGCUCCACGUCGGUGGUACUGCUCUCAACUAUGGACAAUCCUGUUUCGAGGGUCUCAAGGCUUUCAGGAUGAGAGACGGCAACAUCCGCGUCUUCCGUCCUCAGGAAAACGCUGCAAGAAUGCAGAUCAGCGCCGACACUAUCAUGGCUCCUCGGGUCCCAGAGGACUUGUUCUUGGAGUGUGUCAGAUUGUGUGUUGCUGAGAACGCUGAGUUCGUUCCUCCGUACGGUAUGGGUGCCUCCAUGUACCUCCGCCCGUUAUUGUUCGGAUCCGGUGAGGAAUUGGCUCUUCACCCACCCAUGGAGUUCACUUUCCUUAUUUGGGCUACUCCUGUCGCUGCACUUUACACUAGCUUGAGGCCCGUCGACGCGCUCGUUAUCGAGGACUUUGACCGUGCUGCUCCUAGAGGAUCCGGCUCGUCUAAACUUGCAGGAAACUACGCCCCUGUGUUCCGCCAUGCCGCGGCUGCUAAGAAGGAAGGAUAUGAAAUUACCCUUCACCUGGACUCUCAGACCCGGACUAGAAUUGACGAGUUCUCCACCUCCAACUUCGUCGCAAUCCAGUACAGUGGAGACAAAACUACGUUCGUUGUCCCAGACUCCCCAUCCAUUCUCAAGUCCGUCACCACCAAGUCACUCGUUGACCUUGCGUCUUCCUUCGGAUGGGAAGUCGUCCGCAGACCAGUUUUGUGGACUGAGGUGGUCUCUGGUGCAUUUGACGAAGUCGCUGCUUGCGGUACCGCUGCCGUCUGUACCCAAGUUGGGUCAAUCACCAGGAAGUCUACGAACGAGAAGGUGCAGAUCGGAAACGGAGAGGCAGGAAAGGGAUUCACGAAAUUGGUGAUGGCUUACAGAGCAUUGCAGAAUGGCGACGUGGAGCCUGCUGAGAUUCCCGCGCAAUGCACGGAGUGGUUGUGGCCCGCAAGCGGUGUCAUGGGUGCCAAUUAG
This is a messenger RNA of Saitoella complicata NRRL Y-17804, 1086 nucleotides long. RefSeq names its product branched-chain amino acid aminotransferase. The record is from RefSeq and is a predicted model, not a curated record. The transcript is spliced from 2 exons. Bases 1 to 1086 code for a protein of 361 amino acids. Gene Ontology annotation, biological process: branched-chain amino acid metabolic process. Lineage: Eukaryota; Fungi; Ascomycota; Saitoellomycetes; Saitoellales; Saitoellaceae. Gene Ontology annotation, molecular function: branched-chain-amino-acid:2-oxoglutarate transaminase activity.